This is a messenger RNA of Dipodomys spectabilis (banner-tailed kangaroo rat), 15336 nucleotides long. It is a transcript of the gene Pclo, whose product is annotated as piccolo presynaptic cytomatrix protein. Gene Ontology annotation, cellular component: glutamatergic synapse; cytoskeleton of presynaptic active zone; GABA-ergic synapse. Gene Ontology annotation, molecular function: metal ion binding; protein binding; structural constituent of presynaptic active zone. Lineage: Eukaryota; Metazoa; Chordata; Mammalia; Rodentia; Heteromyidae. Gene Ontology annotation, biological process: protein localization to synapse; presynaptic active zone assembly. The record is from RefSeq and is a predicted model, not a curated record.
AUGGGCAACGAGGCGAGCUUGGAAGGGGAAGGGCUCCCCGAAGGACUGGCGGCGGCGGCGGCGGCGGCGGCGGCCGGAGGAGGGGCGGGCGGCCCCGGGAGCCCCUCGCACGCCGCGAUCCCGGCGGGCAUGCAGGCGGACCUGAGCCAGCUGAGCGAGGAGGAGCGGAGGCAGAUCGCCGCUGUCAUGUCAAGGGCGCAGGGGCUGCCCAGGGGAGGCGGCCCCCCGGCCGCUGCGGAGUCGCCUUCCAUGCCCAGGAAACAAGAGUUGGAUAGCAGUCGCUCUCCAAAGCAACCAGGAAAACCACCAGAUCCUGGGCGUCCAGCUCAGCCUGGUCUCAGUAAAAGUAGAACUACAGACACUUUCAGGUCAGACCAGAAAUUGCCUGGAAGGAGUCCUUCCACUAUUAGCCUGAGAGAAUCAAAGUCCAGAACUGAUCUGAAGGAAGAGCACAAGUCUAGUAUGAUGCCUGGUUUCUUCUCAGAGGUUAACCCUUUAAGUGCUGUCUCCUCUGUUGUAAAUAAAUUCAACCCUUUUGAUUUGAUAUCAGACUCUGAGGCAUUCCAGGAAGAAACCAAGAAGCCGAAAGUAGCUCAGAAGGAGCAAGGAAAACCUGAAGGGGUCACAAAACCUCCAACACAACAAUCGCCCAAGCCACAUACUAAGCAGCAAGGUCUUGUUAGGGACUCGGUUCCGCAGGAUGCCUCUCCCAAAUCAGUAUCUUCUCAACCACCAGAAAAAAUUAAAUCACAACCUGCUGCUACAGGAAAACCUAUCCAGGGGCCUCCCCAGCUUUCUCAGUCAGACCAGGCAAAAUUUCCACUUCAACAGGAUUCGACCAUGCCUCAGACUAAACAGUCAGAUACUACAAGGGGAGAAUCAGGUAAACCCUCACAGCAAAGCCCAGCCAAACCAUCCACUCAGCAAGCCACCCUUGGAAAACCUACUGCUGGAUCUGAUAAACCACAGCCUGCACCUGCAAAGCCAGGGCUAGCGAAGCCCCCAGUUCAACAGGCAGUGAAACCCCCAGUCCAGCCACAGGGAACCAUAAAGCCAACUCAGCAGGCUGAGUCAUCUCAGCAACCUGGACCAAAAUCUAUAGUUCAUACUCCAGGGCUUGGAAAGACUCCAGUUCAGCAGUCAGGGCCAGCAAAGUCCCCAGCCCAGCAACUGGCGACACCAAAAAUGCCAGCUCAACAGUCUCCAGCUAAGUUGUCUGGGCCCACAAAGACUCCUCCUCAGCAACCUGCACCAAUGAAGUCUUCAGCUCCACAGCCAGGCCUAGGAAAACCCCAAGUUCAACAGUCUGGCCCAGUAAAACCUACUCAACAUCCAGGUCCAGCAAAGCCUUCUACUCAGCAGCCAGGCCCAGCAAAGCCUUCCACUCAACAGGGUAGCCCAGCAAAGCCUCUACCGCAACAGCCUGGUCCAGCAAAGCUCCCCCCUCAACAGCCUGCACCGGCAAAGCUCCCACCUCAACAACCUGAACUGGCAAAGCCCAUUGAUCAACCACCUGGUCCAGCCAAGCCCUCUGCUCAACAAUCGACAAAACCAGCAAGCCAAAUGGUAACUGGGAAACCUCCACAACUACCAACGACUUCUCCAUCUGUGGCACAGACUCCAGUACAAAGCCUCUCUAAAACCAUCUGUCCUCUUUGCAAUACCACUGAACUUCUGUUGCAUGUUCCAGAAAAGGCCAAUUUUAACACAUGCACUGAGUGUCAAACCACUGUCUGUAGUUUCUGUGGCUUUAACCCCAAUCCUCAUUUAACUGAGAUAAAAGAAUGGCUCUGUUUAAACUGUCAGAUGCAAAGAGCUCUGGGAGGUGAAUUGACUCCAGUUCCAUCAUCACCUCAACCUAAACCGAAGACUGCAGCAGCAACCAGCAAAUCAUCUGGGCAGCCACAGCAGGCUUCCCCAAAGAAGGAUCCUGCACCCAAGCAGGAUAUUGCAAAGGCACCUGAGUCUAAAAAGCCACCACCAUUAGUGAAACAACCAACUCUUCAUGGUCCUGCUCCAGCUACCACCAAGCAGCCUCCUGUAGCAGAGGCCUUGCCCAAGCCAACCCUUCCCAAAGACACUUCGGUCCCUUCAUCUGAGCAGGCCAAGGCCCCCAUUGUGGAUGAUAAACCAAAGCAGCCCCAGAUGGUAAGACCACCUGCAGAUGACACUGAAUCUUUGUCAUCAGUGGUAACAAAACCUGAUAUAUCCAGCUCCCCAGUGCUGUCUCAAGCUGAAGAGAAAACCCCUCCUGUUAAAACAGAAUCCACAAAACCCUCACAAAGUUUUCCACCAACCGGAGAAAAAGUCACCCCAAUUGAUUCUAAAGCUAUACCUCGACCUGCAUCAGAUUCAAAAAUUAUCUCACAUCGUGGUCCCAGUUUAGACAGUAAAGAUCAAAAACCAGUUGAUCCAGUUCCAAAGAAGGAGGAACCCAAGAAAGCACAAACCAAAACGAGUCCUAAACCAGAUGUCAAGCCAAUGACGAAAGGGUCACCUGGGCCCUCUGGGCCACGAUCUACCACUGGCCAAACUACUCCUGCCUCUCAACAGCCCCCAAAGCCUCCGGAGCAAUCUAGACGUUUCAGUCUGAAUCUAGGAGGUAUCACUGAUGCUUCUAAAUCACAGCCUACAACUCCUCAAGAAAGUGUGACUGGGAAACUCUUUGGGUUUGGAGCAUCCAUCUUCAGCCAGGCAUCAAACCUAAUCUCCACAGCAGGCCAGCCAGGACUUCCUUCGCAAGGUGGGCCUGCAGCCCCACCUAAACAAGCCCCUCCCCCCUCACAGCCGCCGCCUUCUCAGGGGCCACCCAAGUCCACAGGUCAGGCCCAACCAGCCUCUGAAAAGGUUAUGCCUCCAAAAAAGGAAACGAAAGCUCCUGGAGCUGAAAAGUUAGACCCCAAAGCUGAACAGGCUCCAAUGUUGAAAAGACAAGAAACUGAUAAGAAGCCUCUGGCUGUUAAGGAUAGCAAACCUCCAGCCACGGAGCCUCAAAAGGCUGACCUUCCUGUCAAGCUUGAGAAAACAAUUAAACCAAAAUCAACCUGUCCUCUGUGCAAAACUGAACUCAAUGUGGAUUCUCAGGAUCCCCCUAACUUCAAUACGUGCACUGAAUGCAAGAAUCAAGUAUGCAAUCUCUGUGGAUUUAACCCUACUCCUCAUUUGACUGAGAUUCAAGAAUGGCUUUGUUUAAAUUGCCAGACUCUGAGAGCAGUUUCUGGGCAGCUUGGAGACAUGGGCAAAAUGCCAUCUGCCCCAGUGGGACCCAAGGCUUCCCCUGUGCCUGUCCCUGUAGAACCAUUUGAGAAAGCAGCGAUACCUGCCCAGGUUAAUAUCAAAAAGAAGGAACUGGAAGUAAAAACUGAAGCUGAAAAAUUAAUUCCAGAAAAAGAAACACCUUUAGUUGAAAAACCUUCCUCAAAAGUAACCACAGGUCAAAAAGAAGAGGAGAGAAAACUGGAGAGAAAACUAGAGAAAGACAAAGUUUCAACCCUUCAAGAAAAGAAGCCACCCUCAGAAGAAGAAAAAACAAUCUUAGAAGAAAAACAGUUAAUUCUGGAAGAGCAGAAAGCAGCUCCUGAAGAAAAGAAGCUACCUCUUGAGGAAAAGAAACCAAUCCCUAGAGACAGAACGGCACCCUCAGGAGUAAAAACAGUGCCCCUAGAAGAAGAAGUAAAGUAUGAUGUACUUACAACUGAAGCACAGAUUUCUGAAGAAAAGCCUCAAAGUAUAGAGGUCCCAGUUGCAAAACAAGAGAAACAACCACACACCAAAGCAGACAAGUUACCAGCUGGUACACCUCCCAGUUUGCCUAAAGAAGAAGACAAGACAACCAUAAAGGUGAAAGAACAGCCGCAGGCAGUGGGCAUUGCAAAAUCUGAUCAAGUGGAACCUGGGAAAGAAAAAACAGAAAAGGAAGAGGAUAAAUCAGAAACUUCAAGUUCUCAGCAACCUAAAAGCCCACAAGGACUCAGUGACACAGGCUAUUCUUCUGAUGGAAUAUCAGGUUCUCUUGGUGAAAUUCCAAGUCUUAUUCCAAGUGAUGAAAAGGAUCUGCUAAGGGGACUCAAAAAGGACUCCUUUUCACAAGAAAGCAGCCCUUCCAGCCCUUCAGACUUAGCAAAGUUAGAAAGUACAGUGCUAUCCAUUUUGGAAGCUCAGGCAAGUACGCUUGUUGAUGAAAAGUCAGAAAAGAAAAUCCAGCCCCAUAUGGUUUCUUCCGAGCAAUCUAAAGAUCAACAGAAAACUCAAAUUUUAUCUGAAACCCUGGAAAGUACUAUUUCAAAAGAGGAGCUCAAGGAGAACCAAGAAGAAAGGAAAGACUCUUCAAAAAAAGAUAGCCUACAAAGUAUUCCAUCCAGUAAGGACCACAAAGAAAUAUCUGCAUUUGUGGAGGAUGUAAUUGCAAGAAGGCAGCCCUAUGACUCAGUUGAAGACAGCAGCGAAAGUGAACACUCACCUGUUCCCCAAAGAAAACGUAGAACCAGUGUUGGUUCUUCAAGCAGUGAUGAGUAUAAGCAGGAGGACAGCCAGGGAUCAGGGGAAGAAGAAGACUUUAUUCGGAAACAAAUCAUAGAAAUGAGCGCUGAUGAGGAUGCCUCGGGUUCUGAAGACGAAGAGUUUAUCAGGAACCAACUCAAAGAGAUUAGUAGUAUCUCGGAGAGCCAGAAGAAGGAGGACACAAAAGUGAAAGGGAAGGGAAUGGCAGGGAAACACAGGAGACUAACUCGAAAAAGUAGCACAGGCUUUGACGAUGAUGCAGGAAGGCGUCAUUCAUGGCAUGAUGAGGAUGAUGAAACAUUUGAUGAAAGUCCUGAACUUAAAUACAGGGAAACUAAAAGCCAGGAGAGUGAAGAACUUGUUGUCACUGGGGGAGGAGGGCUACGUCGGUUUAAAACGAUCGAACUCAAUAGCACCACGGCAGAUAAAUACUCUGCAGAAUCAUCACAGAAAAAAACCACUUUGUAUUUUGAUGAAGAGCCAGAACUAGAAAUGGAAAGCUUGACAGACUCACCAGAGGACAGGUCAAGGGGAGAAGGAUCUUCUAGUCUCCAUGCUUCUAGCUUCACUCCCGGCACAUCCCCUACAUCUGUAUCCUCACUUGAUGAGGAUAGUGACAGCAGCCCAAGUCACAAAAAAGGUGAGAGUAAACAGCAGCGCAAAGCUCGGCACAGGUCACACGGCCCACUUUUACCUACUAUUGAAGAUUCUUCAGAGGAAGAAGAAUUGAGAGAGGAGGAAGAACUACUAAAAGAACAAGAAAAGCAGAGGGAACUAGAACAGCAACAAAGGAAGAGUUCCAGCAAGAAAUCAAAGAAAGAUAAAGAUGAACUUCGAGCUCAGAGAAGGAGGGAAAGACCAAAGACACCGCCUAGUAAUCUGUCUCCCAUCGAAGAUGCAUCUCCAACAGAAGAAUUACGUCAGGCAGCAGAAAUGGAGGAACUCCACAGAUCCUCUUGUUCAGAAUACUCACCUAGCAUCGAAUCAGAGCCAGAAGGUUUUGAAAUCAGCCCAGAAAAAAUAAUAGAAGUACAAAAAGUAUACAAAUUGCCCACAGCUGUGUCUUUAUACUCCCCAACAGAUGAGCAAGCUGUUAUGCAGAAAGAAGGUGGUCAGAAGGCAUUAAAAAGUGCUGAGGAGAUGUAUGAAGAAAUGAUGCACAAACCCCACAAAUAUAAAGCUUUUCCAGCUGCAAAUGAACGAGAUGAAGUGUUUGAAAAGGAGCCUUUGUAUGGUGGUAUGUUAAUAGAAGAUUAUAUUUAUGAGUCUUUAGUAGAAGAUACAUACAAUGGGUCUGUAGAUGGAAGCCUGCUAACAAAGCAAGAAGAAGAAAAUGGGUUUAUGCAGCAGAGAGGAGGAAGAGAGCAAAAAAUAAGACUUCCAGAGCAGAUUUAUGAAGAUCCUAUGCAGAAAAUUACAGACCUCCAGAAAGAGUUUUAUGAGUUAGAAAGCUUACAUUCACUUGUACCUCAACAAGACAUUGUUUCCAGCUCUUACAUUAUUCCAGAAAGCCAUGAGAUAGUGGAUCUGGGUACUAUGGUUCCAUCUACCAGUGAAGAAAAAAAAUUGUUGGAUGCUGAUGCUGCCUAUGAAGAACUCAUGAAACGACAACAGAUGCAGUUAACACCUGAUACCACCCCCACUCACCCCACCAUUGGGGAGGACAUGAUAGAGUCCACUUUGGACUUUGACAGGGUUCCAGAUGCAUCUUUGACAUCGAGUGUCCUCUCAGGAGCAUCCCUUUCUGACUCAACCAGCAGUGCAACACUCUCUAUUCCUGAUGUUAAAAUAACACAACAUUUUUCCGCAGAAGAAAUUGAAGACGAAUAUGUAACCAACUAUACAAGAGAAAUUCAAGAGAUAAUUGCCCAUGAGUCACUGAUUUUGACCUACUCAGAGCCUUCGGAAAGUGCUACUUCUGUUCCGCCAUCUGACACACCUUCUCUCACAUCAUCUGUGUCUUCAAUUUGCACCACAGAUAGCUCUUCGCCCAUUACUACCUUGGAUAGCAUAACCACAAUUUAUACAGAGCCAGUGGACAUAAUUACUAAGUUCAAAGAUUCAGAGGAAAUUUCUUCAUCAACUUAUUUUCCAGGCAGCAUUAUAGACUACCCAGAAGAAAUAAGUGUGUCUUUAGACCAAACCACUAUGUCAGAAAGUAGGAGUUCUGACCAAGUUGGAAUUUUCCUAUCUGACAUAACACCUUCAGUCACAUCAGUAGGAACUAAAGUGGAAGAUCUAAUGACUGACACUAUUUCCACUGACUGUCCUGUACCUGAAAAAGAGUCUAUAAAAAAAGGAAAGAAGGAAACUGGAGAUGGAGUUAUUCUGGAGGUUUUAGAAGCUUAUGAAGAUAAGAUAAAGGAGAAUGAGGAUGAAUUAGCAAAUAUGAGCUUAUCUGAAACUAGGUUUGAGAAACCAAUGUCUUCUGCAGUAGCUCCACCAAUAAAAGAGCAGCUUUCAGAUGCGUACUCAAUAUCCAGAAAGGUCUCUGGUCAGGAAAACCUUCGAUCACAGUUACCAUCUGGCACUCCUCGUGUUUCCUCCCGUCCAACGAAAUCUCACCCAUUUUUCCGAAGUACUUCUUUGGACAUAUCAGCCCAACCUCCCCCACCUCCUCCCCUCCCCCCUCCCCCUCCUCCUCCCCCUCCUCCACCUCCUCCUCCCCCACCAUUACCCCCUUCAACUGCACCUAAACCACCAAUUCAUCCUAAAAAAAAAUCAUCAGUUGCAGCUCCAGUGACUACAACCACUGCAGGCACACUCCUGGCUGAUGCUGUUAUUGCUAUAGAGACCACAGCCGCUCGGAGGAGUGAUGGGUUACCUGGGACAAAAAUAUGUACCUCCGCACCUCCUCCUGUUCCUCCUAAGCCUUCUUCAAUUCCUUCUGGACUUGUAUUUACACACAGACCUGAGCCUAGCAAACCUCCCAUUGCUCCCAAGCCAACAGUUCCUCAACCCCCAGUAACCAUACAGAAAACACCAGAUGUGCACCCUAAACCAACAGGUCUAUCACUAACUUCAAGUAUGUCCUUAAACUUAGUGACUUCUGCAGAUUAUAAAUUACCUUCCCCCACCUCUCCCCUUUCCCCACACUCUAACAAGUCCUCCCCUAGAUAUUCUAAAUCUCUCAUGGAAACUUACGUGGUUAUUACAUUACCAUCUGAGCCUGGGACUCCAACAGAUUCUGCAGCUAGUCAGGCAAUUACCAGUUGGCCCUUAGGAUCACCCCCAAAAGAUCUGGUUUCCCUUGAACCAGUGUUUUCUGUAGUCCCUGCUACAACAGCUGCAGAAAUGCCAAGUUCUUCACAACCGAACUUGUAUAUCUCAGGAGCUUUGGAGCCCUUUUCUGCUGUCCCUGUUGCAACUCCAUCUUCGUUUCAAGUGGGUCCAACUUCACUUCAACAGUUUCCCACAACCAGAAUCUCAAAGCCGGAAGUUUCAGCAACCAGAAGUACAGUCCCAAGUGUUGGUCCCAGCAGUAUUUCUAUAUCAAUUCCUCCAGAGCCUCUUGCACUCGAUAACCUACAUUUAGAAAAGCAUCAGCAUAAGGAAAAUGGAAAGUUGCAACUUGCUAAUGAUGUCAUUGAUUUGCGAACAAUACCAAAACCUGAAGUUAAAGCAACGGAGAAAUGUAUAGAUCUUUCUGCUUCUGCAACAGAUGUGAAAAGACAGACCAUAGCACAUGAUGUUUAUGGGAGACAGAUUAGUGCUGUCCAGCCUUCUAUUAUAAAUCUCAGUGCAAGUCCAUCAUUAGUGACUCCAGUAACCCUGGACACUCACAUGACUAUUGUCACUUGCACAGCGACUACAAGUUACACAACAGGUACAGAAAGCCUGGUGGGUAUAGAGCAUAAAAUGAUAACACCGCUCCAGCUUACCACAAAGCCUGCUGAGUCUCCAUACAGGACACCAAGUGGCCAGGCCUUUCCCACAGUUAGGGAAGAAGCACCAAUAAACUUGUCUUUAAGUACUUCAGCACAUGCAGGGGCAGCAGCUGUCUCUGUGCCUCCUGUUGGUGUCACAAAUGGAUGGACUGAUGGUACCACAUCCCAUGGAAACAUUGAUGGGGAAGUGGUAGAUCUCAGUACAACGAAGUCUCAUAAAACUGUUGUUACAGUGGAUGAAUCUACUUCAAAUGUGGUAACCAAAAUAAUAGAAGAUGAUGAAAAGCCUGUUGAUUUGACUGCUGGAAGAAGAGCUGUGUGCUGUGACAUGGUUUAUAAGUUACCUUUUGGAAGGAGCUGUACAACACAGCAGCCUGCCACUACUCUUCCCGAGGAUCGCUUUGGCUAUAGGGACGACCAUUAUCAAUAUGAUCGAUCAGGGCCAUAUGGUUAUAGAGGGAUUGGAGGAAUGAAACCAUCCAUGUCGGAUACCAAUUUAGCAGAAGCUGGGCAUUUUUUCUAUAAAAGUAAGAAUGCUUUUGAUUAUUCUGGAGGAACUGAUGCAGCAGUAGAUCUAACUUCAGGGAGAAGUACAACAGGUGAGGUAAUGGAUUAUUCAAGCAAGACUACAGGUUCAUAUCCAGAAACACGACAAGUCAUUUCAGGAGUUGGGAUUAGUACCCCUCAGUAUUCCACAGCAAGAAUGACUCCACCUCCAGGACCCCAAUAUGGUGUGGGGAAUGUUUUGAGGUCAUCUAAUGGUGUUGUCUAUUCUUCAGUAGCAACGCCAGUCCCCUCCACCUUUGCUAUCACCACACAGCCUGGCUCCAUCUUCAGCACCACUGUGAGGGAUUUGUCUGGUGUUCAUGCCGCUGAUUCAGUGACUUCAUUAUCCACCCUGCAGCAGACACAGCCAAUGCCUAGGUCAUAUUUCAUAACAACAGGUGCAUCUGAAACAGACAUUACAGUGACUGGUGUUGAUAUCAGUGCCAGUUUGCAAACCAUCACUAUGGAAACUCUGACUGCUGAGACCAUAGACACUGUCCCCACGUUAACCACAGCAUCCGAUGUGUUUCCUGAAGUGGUGGGAGACGAGAGCAGUCUUAUAAUUGUCCCUGAAGAAGACAAGCAGCAACAGCAACUUGACUUAGAACGGGAGCUCUUGGAAUUGGAGAAAAUUAAGCAGCAACGCUUUGCGGAGGAACUGGAGUGGGAACGUCAGGAAAUUCAGAGGUUCCGAGAACAAGAAAAGAUCAUGGUUCAAAAAAAACUGGAGGAGCUGCAGUCUAUGAAGCAGCACCUUCUCUACCAGCAAGAAGAAGAACGCCAGGCCCAGUUCAUGAUGAGGCAGGAGACACUAGCCCAGCAGCAAUUACAGCUGGAGCAGAUACAACAACUGCAACAGCAGCUUCACCAGCAGCUCGAGGAGCAAAAGAUUCGCCAGAUCUACCAGUAUAACUAUGACCCUUCUGGAACUGCUUCUCCACAAACCACCACAGAGCAGGCCAUGUUGGAAGGCCAGUAUGCUGCCCCUGAAGGAGGGCAGUUUUGGGCCACUGAAGAUGCCACAACCACAGCUUCUGCUGUGGUGGCUAUUGAAAUACCACAGAGCCAAGGGUGGUACACAGUUCAGUCAGAUGGUGUGACUCAGUACAUUGCCCCACCAGGCAUCCUGAGCACUGUUUCAGAAAUACCUCUGGCAGAUGUUGUUGUAAAAGAGGAAAAACAGUCUAAAAAGAGAACCUCUGGAGGUAAAGUUCGGGGACAGUAUGAUGAGGUGGGAGAAUCUAUGGCAGAGGAUCCUAGAAAUUUUAAGAAAAUCAUGGACAGUGGUGUACAGACAGACGAUGAAGAUGCUGCAGAUCGGAGUUAUGCAAGCAGGAGAAGAAGAACUAAAAAGAGUGUGGAUACCAGUGUGCAAACUGAUGAUGAAGAUCAGGAUGAAUGGGAUAUGCCUUCCAGAUCAAGGAGAAAAGCCCGUGUUGGGAAAUACGGCGACAGCACGACAGAGGCUGACAAGACCAAACACCUUUCCAAAGUCUCCAGCAUAGCAGUUCAGACAGUCGCAGAGAUAUCUGUGCAGACUGAACCAGUGGGAACCAUAAGAACACCCUCCAUACGAGCACGAGUGGAUGCCAAGGUAGAAAUAAUUAAACAUAUUUCAGCACCUGAAAAGACUUACAAAGGGGGCAGUUUAGGAUGUCAAACAGAAGCAGAUUCAGACACACAAAGCCCUCAAUAUCUGAGUGCCACAUCUCCACCCAAAGACAAGAAACGCCCAACACCUUUAGAGAUUGGGUAUUCUUCCUCUCACCUUCGGGCAGAUUCCACAAUCCAGCUGGCUCCUUCCCCACCCAAAUCUCCAAAAGUCCUUUAUUCACCCAUCUCACCACUUUCACCAGGCAAAGCCUUAGAAUCAGCCUUUGUACCUUACGAAAAACCCCUCCCUGAUGACAUAAGUCCACAGAAAGUACUGCAUCCAGAUAUGGCUAAAGUUCCCCCAGCAAGUCCUAAGGCAGCCAAGAUGAUGCAGCGUUCUAUGUCUGACCCCAAGCCUCUGAGUCCAACAGCAGACGAAAGUUCCAGGGCUCCUUUUCAGUAUACCGAGGGCUUCACGACCAAAGGUUCUCAGACCAUGACACCCUCUGGCACCCAGAAGAAAGUUAAGAGAACACUCCCAAAUCCACCUCCAGAGGAGGCUUCCACAGGAACUCAGUCAACCUACAGUACCAUGGGCACUGCCUCCAGGAGAAGAAUCUGCAGAACCAACACCAUGGCUCGAGCCAAGAUUCUCCAGGACAUAGACAGAGAACUUGAUCUUGUCGAAAGGGAAUCUGCCAAACUGAGAAAGAAACAAGCAGAACUGGAUGAAGAAGAAAAGGAAAUAGAUGCCAAGCUUCGAUACUUGGAAAUGGGAAUUAAUAGGAGAAAAGAGGCAUUACUAAAGGAGAGAGAAAAGAGGGAGCGAGCCUACCUGCAGGGUGUAGCUGAGGAUCGUGAUUACAUGUCUGACAGUGAAGUCAGCAGCACCAGACCAGCCCGAAUAGAAAAUCAACAUGGCAUUGAGCGACCCAGAACAGCUCCCCAGACGGAAUUCAGCCAGUUCAUACCACCACAAACUCAAACAGAAUCCCAACUUGUUCCUCCUACAAGCCCUUAUACACAGUACCAGUACUCUUCUCCUGCUCUUCCUACCCAAGCACCCACCCCUUACCCACAGCAGUCCCAUUUUCAGCAACAAACCUUGUACCAUGGGCAAGUCUCACCUUACCAGACUCAGCCAACUUUCCAGACUGUAGCAACAAUGUCCUUCACGCCCCAAGCUCAAACUACACCAGCUCCACAACCAUCUUAUCAAUUACCAUCUCAAAUGAUGGUGAUACAGCAGAAGCCACGACAAACCACAUUAUAUUUAGAGCCUAAGAUAACUUCAAACUAUGAAGUGAUUCGCAAUCAACCCCUUAUGAUAGCACCUGUGUCUACUGAUAAUACAUAUGCCGUGUCCCAUCUUGGAAGUAAGUACAACACUUUAGACUUGAGAAUAGGUUUGGAAGAAAGAAGUAGCAUAGCAAGCAGCCCUAUUUCAAGUAUAUCUGCAGAUUCUUUCUAUGCAGAUAUCGACCAUCAUACUUCACGAAACUAUGUCCUCAUUGAUGAUAUUGGCGAGAUUACCAAAGGAACGGCAGCAUUAAGCACGGCAUUUAGCCUUCAUGAAAAGGACCUUUCCAAAACAGACCGACUACUUAGGACAACUGAGACCCGCCGGUCACAAGAAGUCACUGAUUUCCUAGCACCUCUGCAGACUUCGUCCAGAUUACAUAGUUAUGUGAAAGCAGAGGAAGAUCCAAUGGAAGACCCUUAUGAAUUAAAGCUUCUGAAACAUCAGAUUAAACAAGAAUUCCGCAGAGGGACAGAGAGCUUAGACCACCUCACUGGUAUUUCGCAUUAUUACCAUGCUGACACGAGCUAUCGACAUUUUCCAAAAUCUGAGAAAUACAGCAUCAGUAGACUCACACUUGAAAAACAAGCAGCCAAACAAUUACCAGCAGCCAUACUUUAUCAAAAGCAGUCGAAGCAUAAGAAAUCACUCAUUGACCCUAAAAUGUCAAAGUUCUCACCUAUUCAAGAAAGUAGAGACCUAGAACCUGAUUAUUCGAGCUACAUGACCUCUAGUACGUCAUCAAUCGGUGGUAUUUCCUCUAGGGCAAGACUUCUUCAAGAUGACAUCACGUUUGGCCUCCGAAAAAAUAUUACAGACCAACAAAAGUUUAUGGGCUCAUCUCUUGGCUCAGGACUGGGUACGUUAGGAAGUACCAUCCGCUCAGCUCUGCAGGAUGAAGCAGAUAAACCAUACAGUAGUGGCAGCAGAUCGAGACCUUCCUCCAGACCUUCUUCUGUCUACGGACUUGAUUUAUCAAUUAAGAGGGAUUCUUCCAGCUCUUCACUAAGGCUAAAAGCUCAAGAAGCUGAAGCUCUUGAUGUUUCCUUUAGUCAUGCAUCAUCGUCUGCCAGAACUAAGCCUACUAGUUUGCCAAUUAGCCAGAGUAGAGGAAGGAUACCAAUUGUGGCUCAGAAUUCUGAAGAAGAAAGUCCACUCAGUCCUGUGGGCCAGCCAAUGGGAAUGGCUAGGGCGGCAGCUGGACCUCUGCCACCCAUAUCAGCAGACACAAGGGAUCAGUUUGGAUCAAGUCACUCAUUGCCUGAAGUUCAGCAGCAUAUGAGAGAAGAAUCACGGACUCGGGGUUACGACCGUGACAUAGCAUUCAUCAUGGAUGACUUCCAGCAUGCCAUGUCAGACAGCGAAGCCUAUCACUUGCGUCGUGAAGAAACGGAUUGGUUUGAUAAACCCAGGGACUCUCGUUUGGAAAAUGGACAUGGACUGGACCGAAAACUACCGGAAAGAUUGGUGCACUCUAGACCACUCAGUCAACAUCAAGAGCAAAUCAUACAGAUGAAUGGGAAAACUAUGCACUACAUCUUUCCUCAUGCCAGGAUAAAAAUAACCAGGGACUCUAAAGAUCACACCGUUUCAGGUAAUGGAUUGGGAAUUCGAAUUGUGGGAGGUAAAGAAAUCCCUGGACAGAGCGGAGAAAUUGGAGCCUACAUUGCCAAGAUUCUUCCUGGUGGAAGUGCAGAACAAGCAGGGAAACUCGUGGAAGGGAUGCAAGUAUUGGAAUGGAAUGGAAUCCCUUUAACUUCUAAGACAUAUGAAGAAGUACAGAGUAUCAUUAGGCAGCAAAGUGGGGAAGCAGAAAUAUGUGUAAGACUGGAUCUCAACAUGCUAUCUGAUUCUGAAAACCCCCAGCACCUAGAACUCCAUGAGCCACCAAAGCCUGUGGACAAGGCGAAAUCCCCAGGAGUUGAUCCAAAGCAGUUGGCUGCCGAGCUCCAAAAGGUUUCGCUACAGCAGUCGCCUCUGGUGUUGUCAUCGGUGAUGGAAAAAGGAUCCCAUGUUCAUUCGGGCCCCACAUCAGCAGGAUCCAGCUCUGUUCCCAGCCCAGGACAACCAGGGUCUCCCUCAGUGAGCAAAAAAAAACAUAGCAGUAGCAGCAGCAGCAGCAGCAAGCCUACAGAUGCCACAAAGGUUGUCUCUCAUCCAAUUACGGGAGAAAUUCAGCUUCAAAUCAACUAUGAUCUUGGAAAUCUCAUAAUACAUAUUCUCCAAGCAAGAAACCUUGUUCCUCGAGACAACAAUGGAUAUUCUGACCCCUUUGUUAAAGUGUACCUUCUUCCUGGAAGAGGUCAAGUCAUGGUUGUCCAGAACGCCAGUGCCGAGUACAAGAGAAGGACUAAAUAUGUCCAGAAAAGUCUGAAUCCUGAGUGGAAUCAAACAGUAAUUUAUAAAAGCAUUUCCAUGGAACAGCUAAAGAAGAAAACCCUGGAGGUGACAGUUUGGGAUUAUGAUAGAUUUUCUUCAAAUGACUUCCUUGGAGAGGUAUUGAUUGAUUUGUCUAGUACAUCUCACCUUGAUAACACUCCUAGGUGGUAUCCGCUCAAGGAACAGACUGAGAGCAUUGAUCAUGGCAAGUCCCAUUCCAGUCAAAGUAGCCAGCAGUCCCCAAAGCCUUCUGUCAUCAAAAGCCGAAGUCAUGGUAUCUUCCCUGACCCAUCCAAGGACAUGCAGGUUCCAACCAUUGAGAAAUCUCAUAGUAGUCCUGGUAGCUCCAAGUCAUCAUCUGAAGGCCAUCUCCGUUCUCAUGGACCAUCUCGCAGUCAAAGCAAAACCAGCGUUACUCAGACCCACCUGGAAGAUGCAGGGGCUGCAAUAGCUGCAGCUGAAGCCGCCGUGCAACAACUCCGCAUUCAACCAACCAAGCCUACCAAUCACCGGCCUGCAGACAGCUCCGUAUCCACCGGCUCCUCUGGCAGCAGCUUUGGCAGUGGGUAUAGUGUGGACAGUGAAGGAAGCAGCGGCACUGCAGGGGAGACUAAUCUAUUUCCUAUUCCAAGGAUUGGGAAGAUGGGACAGAAUGGACAGGAGCCUGUAAAACAGCCAGGAGUGGGAGUAACACUAGCAGACACUGAAGUUAAAACUCAAGUGAUGGGAGAAAUAAAGAUUGCCUUAAAAAAGGAAAUGAAAACAGAUGGUGAACAACUUAUAGUUGAAAUUCUUCAGUGCAGAAAUAUUACUUACAAAUUUAAGUCUCCUGACCACUUACCAGAUUUAUAUGUGAAAAUAUACAUAAUGAACAUUUCUACCCAAAAGAAGGUGAUUAAGAAAAAGACAAGAGUUUGCAGACAUGAUCGGGAGCCUUCAUUUAAUGAAACUUUUAGAUUCAGCCUAAGUCCUUCUGGACAUUCUCUUCAGAUUUUGCUAUUCUCCAAUGGAGGAAAGUUUAUGAAAAAGACCUUGAUUGGUGAAGCUUGUAUCUGGUUGGAUAAAGUGGAUCUCAGAAAAAGAAUAGUCAACUGGCACAAACUUUUGGCUAGCUCCAAUCAAACACAUUGA